GGCGGCACCGGCAAGAGACGCAAGAAGAUGAGGAACGCGAGUACGUUCCAGUCGGGCAAAAAGAAGGGUCGAAACAGGAGCAAACUCGUCAAGUCCGGCGAGGCGUCCACCGGUAGCUCCUCGUCCGGGCAACCCGGUGGCGCCGAUGCUACGCCCCUUCAGGAGUCCAGCAAAUACGCCUUAGUGUCACCAUGGCGUGAAGAUGGAAAUAAGCCGUAUAAAGUUAACUUUAAUGACAGUAUUCCUAUAAUAUCACAGGAAGAGUACGAUGCGGAUGACAAAAAUAUAUCUUACAAAAAUAGUGGAUCGGCAAUUGAUAGGGAAAAGGAAGAUAAGGCCAUAUUAAAUUCAUUACCAAAGGCAGUGGCUAAAGAAUUAGAUGGUUAUGAAAGUCAUAUAGGCGAGGCUGAACCUCUUCCAAAUUCGUAUGUAAGAUUUAUGGAGCGAAGCGGAGAAGAACUCGAUGGAGAAGUCGAAUAUGAUCUCGACGAAGAGGACUCAGCAUGGCUGUCUAUAGUAAAUGAACGACGUGCCGCAUCAGGGUUGACGCCAAAUUUAGAACCAGACACAUUCGAAUUGUUGAUGGAUCGUUUAGAAAAAGAGUCUUAUUUUCAACAACAAAGUAAUGGAGGUGGAGCAGCGGGAGUACUUGCUACAGCAGCCGACGAAGAUGCAGUCUGUUGUAUCUGCAUGGACGGAGAGUGUCAAAAUAGCAAUGCCAUCCUUUUUUGCGAUAUGUGUAAUUUAGCUGUACACCAAGACUGCUAUGGAGUUCCUUACAUUCCAGAAGGCCAGUGGUUGUGCAGGAGAUGUCUACAAAGCCCAUCCAGAGCUGUUGAUUGUGCACUUUGUCCUAAUCGAGGUGGUGCAUUCAAGCAGACCGACCGGCCGGCGACCUGGGCCCACGUGGUCUGCGCCCUAUGGAUUCCCGAAGUGCGCUUUGCAAAUACGGUUUUCCUCGAGCCGAUCGACAGUAUCGAAAGUAUCCCCGCUGCGCGCUGGCGUCUCACCUGUUGUGUGUGCAAGCGUCGUGGCGCUGGCGCCUGCAUCCAGUGCCACAAAAGCAAUUGUUACGCGGCCUUCCACGUCACCUGUGCCCAGCAGGCUGGUCUCUGCAUGCGCAUGCGUACCGUACAACCAGCCAACGGCGAGCCAAUGCUCGUCCAGAAGACGGCCUACUGCGAGACCCAUGCGCCACCGGAUUACCAACCAAGCACGAAUCCAGCCGAUGCCAGGAGGCGAGCCAUCGCAAACAAAAAGAGUUCCAGCGCACCCGUCAUAUCCAUACCCACCAUACCACCGGAGCGCAUUCGUGAGAUUGCCAGCCUGGCGGAGGGUUUGCCAAAGAAAAACCAACUGAUUCAGCGAUUGAUUGCUUAUUGGACCCUCAAGCGACAAUAUCGCAAUGGUGUGCCGUUACUUAGACGUCUACAAAGCUCGCAUCCACACCCACGAGUGCCACCGUCACUUGGAGAUGCCUCAUCGCCAACUCCCGACGGCGAAAUACGCAACGAGAUGUACAAACAGCUCAAAUACUGGCAGUGUCUCAGGCAGGACCUUGAGAGGGCUAGAUUACUCUGCGAGCUCGUGAGGAAGCGGGAGAAACUGAAGAAAGAGCUGUUUAAAGUGAAAGAAAAGUGUCUUUGGUUCGAAUUAAGACCGCUCGAAAGUGUUUUAAGAGUAUUGCUGGAAGCACUGAAAUUGCGUGAUCCUAAUGAAGUCUUUGGACAACCUGUAAACAUCGAAGAAGUACCCGAUUAUCUUGAUAUCGUAACACAUCCUAUGGAUCUUUCAACUAUGGAGACUAAAGUCGAGCGGCAGGAAUAUGACUCCAUAGCCGCGUUCGAGUCAGAUUUCAACCUCAUGGUGAAUAAUUGUCUGGCCUAUAAUCGCAAAGACACGAUGUUCUACCGAGCGGGUGUUAGGAUGCGCGAACAAGGUGGCUGCCUCAUCGAGCAGGCGCGCAAGGACUAUCCGGAGAUGGACACUCCAGCGCCCGAAGAUUUUAUCACUGAGAUGGAGUUGCAGCAGACCAACGUCAGUACCGGCUCCAAGGCGAGAAAGCGCGAGCGUAGUGCGAGAACUCGAAACGACUCCGAGUCGCGUGUUAGUGGUGAAAAGGACAACUCGCCUGUUGUCUCAAGUGCGAGUCUUGGAGGUACGAGCGCCGUUGGUACCGGAGGCGUUAGUACCGGUGGUGUCAAUCGACGCACCGCAGUUCUCUUCACACGCAAGGCCAAAGCUAGAGCAAGUCGUGGCCAGAUACACCGAACCAGUCCCGAGAACGAACAGAAGAAGCAGAGCGACAGCUUCAGGGUUUACAGGAGCGGAGCAACGGACAGCGAUAUUGGUGAGCGUGAGAGCCAAUCGUCGAGUUGUAGCAGUUGCUCGACUAGCCGCUCGACAAGUCCCGAGCAUGAUGACGACGCCGAGGAAGGUAACGAAUCGCCAUUGCACAGACCCAAGGUAACGAAACACGCGACUCAGGACAACAGCAAUAAAAUGGAGACAGACAGCAAUGGAACGUUGGCGGCACUACAGCUCGUUUGGGCCAAAUGUCGGGGCUACCCUUGGUACCCCGCUCUUAUUAUCGACCCCAAUACACCCAGAGGCACGAUUCAUAAGGGCGUACCCAUACCCUCGCCUCCCGACGACGUUCUCGCCCUGGCCAGUAACUAUAAGGACACCGUCUACCUCGUUCUCUUUUUUGACACAAAAAGAACCUGGCAAUGGUUACCUGGUGAAAAGUUAGAGCCUCUUGGGGUAUCGCAGGAGCUGGAUGAUGGAAAAUUGAUAGAGUCCCGUAAACCUACAGACAGGAAGGCAGUAAAGAAGGCUUAUCAAGAAGCGUUAUUUUACCAAAAACAAACGCGAAAUUCAGCUCUGAAUACACCGGCAAGCGAUUGAUAAUUAUAUAAUAUAAUUAAUUUCUAAUGGAUAAAAUAAUACUCUCGUAUAAAGUUUAUUUUAUCACCUCA
This is a messenger RNA of Ceratosolen solmsi marchali, 2978 nucleotides long. RefSeq names its product bromodomain-containing protein 140 (gene Br140). Gene Ontology annotation, molecular function: protein binding. The record is from RefSeq and is a predicted model, not a curated record. Bases 28 to 2907 code for a protein of 959 amino acids. Lineage: Eukaryota; Metazoa; Arthropoda; Insecta; Hymenoptera; Agaonidae. The transcript is spliced from 10 exons. Gene Ontology annotation, biological process: regulation of transcription by RNA polymerase II.